This is a messenger RNA of Acanthochromis polyacanthus (spiny chromis), 1276 nucleotides long. Its product is annotated as supervillin-like. Lineage: Eukaryota; Metazoa; Chordata; Actinopteri; Pomacentridae. Gene Ontology annotation, biological process: actin polymerization or depolymerization; cytoskeleton organization; barbed-end actin filament capping. The record is from RefSeq and is a predicted model, not a curated record. Gene Ontology annotation, cellular component: cytoplasm; actin cytoskeleton. The coding region runs from base 1 to 414 and encodes 137 amino acids. Gene Ontology annotation, molecular function: actin filament binding; phosphatidylinositol-4,5-bisphosphate binding. The transcript has 4 exons.
AUGUUAGAAAGUGAUAAAAAUCCUGGAACCCAGCUCCAUGGAACUCUGGAUAAUAUUCCAGUUAAAGAACCCUCGGCGCCCCCUCUGGCCUAUCUGGUCCUAGCAGGCUGUGAACCCCUGACCUUCACCAACAUCUUCCCUUACUGGGAGAAGGACACCAGUAUCACAAAGGCCGAGAACUCCAAGAACAAGGUGACCUUGGUGAAGGAGGCGCUGUCCAAGCUCAGUAAGCAGCAGUACUCCAUCGAGGAGCUGACCGGGAAGCCACUGCCGGAGGGAGUGGACCCUCUACGUCUGGAGGAUUACCUGUCUGACCAGGACUUUAAGUCACUUCUUGAGAUGAGCCGAGUUGAGUUCAACGCCCUGCCAAACUGGAAGCAAAAGAAUCUGAAGAAAAGCAAGAAUCUGUUUUAAAAACACAUCAUUCGGUUUCUUUUUUGUUUUGUUUUUAUCAUUCUCAGCAGCUCGUUUGUGUUUUGUUUUUAUUCCAUCAAAAAAAUAAAAUCAUGGUGUCAUUUUGUAGAAGACUGAGAAAGGCAAAUGUACAAUUUUGUUUAUAUAUUGACUUAUUUUUAAUACCAGUGCCAUUUUUUUUAUGUUUCCAUGUGUCACUAAAAUACUUUAGCCAACAAUUAUGUGCAAUUGUUAAUCUUUUUGAUGGAAAGAUUUUUUUUCUUGUAUGGAAAAAACAGUUACCGUCACAUUUUAAAUAUGUAAAAUACCAUAAAUGAACGUGUCUUUGUGUGUUUUUACUCCAGACAUGAAAUCUUGUGUGAGAAUGUGUAAAAAGAUACACCUUUGGUUUUCAAGCUUCAAGUUUUUCUUCUUUCUUUUACAUUUCAUAUAAGUCAGCUCUGAGCAAAGGGAAUAAAUUGUUCGGUCCCCACUUUGAAGUUGUCAAAGAAUAGAAGAAAAUCAAAAGAAACUGAAGUGCAGUGUACAAUCCCUGUAAUCUGAGGUUGUUUGGUGACAUCAAACUGAGACUAUAGACUCUGUUUUCGCUGAAAUAUGUUCACAUUAUAUCUUUUUAAUUGAUGUUUUAUCAGAAAGGCAUCAUUGAAACGUAUCCAUAUGCCUUUAUUUAGUUUUUUCCUUGUUUUCGGUACUGAAUACUUCCUGGUUCUCAUACAGUAUAUAGUGACUUGUGUGCCAGUGAUGGCAGCCGUCUGGUUGUUUGGGACCAAAUCUGAUCUGUUUGUCUCGUCAUCAAUGUUUUUCCGUUUGUUUUUGUGAAUCUGUGUGGGUAUGUUUGAGUAAAUGUGAAGCUUUAAAAGUA